This is a messenger RNA of Manduca sexta (tobacco hornworm), 4298 nucleotides long. It is a transcript of the gene tous, whose product is annotated as cilia- and flagella-associated protein 57. Gene Ontology annotation, molecular function: protein binding. The transcript has 22 exons. Bases 397 to 4143 code for a protein of 1248 amino acids. The record is from RefSeq and is a predicted model, not a curated record. NCBI's taxonomy places the organism in Eukaryota, Metazoa, Arthropoda, Insecta, Lepidoptera, Sphingidae.
AUAUUAGUUUACCUACCUAAUUAUCAAACACAACCACUUCAAGAUACCUAAACGAUAAUACAAAGUCAUCAUUUGUGUACUUCAUAAUCAUGAAAUUAUAUACUUAUUUUAUUAGUUAUAAAUAUUAUACCCACGCUUAAUAAGAAUAAGUAUAAAAAAAUAAUCUGAAUAAAGAUCUCCCCUCUUUUUUGGAAGCUGGUAAAUUCCAACCUCGAUACAACUGCAAUCUCCUUUAAAUAUAAUGAAAAACAACGUGUCUGUUUAUAGAGUUACCAAGACAACUUGAAGUCAAUAAUGUUGAUAUUGGUUGAUGUAUCGGUCUCUGGUUUUAUAUUUCAUAUAAUCUCGUGUUUAUGAUAACUUAUUCGUAUUUAAAUAUUUUUACAAGACUAAAUCAUGGCAACGGCAACACCGCCAAAUUUAUCUGCUCGUAUAUUUUAUGGUCUCCGCACGGACAUUCAGUAUAAUGCUCACUACUUGACAGAGUCUGAAAUCAUUUACCCAGCUGGUGGGGUUAUUGUCAUUCAUAACCAUCUACAGAAGAAACAGAAAUUUAUAAGGUUACAAGAUAAACAUAAGCCAAUAAAAUCCUUGGUACUGGCGCCAAAUAGACGCUGGCUUGCUUUAAACGAAAUUGCUGAUGAGGGUCAGAAGCCGAUUAUUACAAUUUAUGAUUUAACAACAUACAAGAGACGGAAGAUUCUCACAGUUCCUUUCGAAAAUUCCACAUCCAGAGAAUUUGCUUGCGUACAAUUCACAUAUGAUUCCAAAUAUCUUGUGGCCAUAACAGGGGAACCAGACUGGUAUUUGUAUUAUUACAAUUGGGAUAAAGGUAAAGUAGAGAGCCACGCUAAAGCUCAGAAUCCAAGUGGACAAGGAGUUGUGGAAAGCGUGCAAUGCAAUCCCUCAGAUGCGACGUUAGUCGUUAUUACGGGCCCGUACACAUUUCGUAUAAUGAAUGUUUCUGAAACCGUCUGGCGUCAGUGGGGUUGGUGUAAGGCCGAAAAUAUUAAUAUCACCAGCUGUAUGUGGCUCACGGCAGAUAGAAUCUUGUUUGGGACCGACAAUAGCAUCAUCAUGAUGGUUGAAAACGGUGAGCUUCGACAAAACUGUAUUUUUCGAGCAACCGAAGUCACGGAAAUGUCUUUGAAAAAAGUAGAAGCCGAGACGGAGGAAGGCGAUAAAACAAGUACUUCUAGUAAACAAGACACAGCAAGUGAAUCUACUGAUUUUAUAGAGGAAAGCUAUCCAGUUACAUGUUUUGUAAAUUUUGCCAAAGGAUUCGCCUUCGCAUGCGGACCUGGUUAUGUUCACAUGUUUGAGAAAGAAACACCACACAACUGGAGAAAGAGAAAUCUUUUUAGAAUUUCAAAGAAAUCAUACAAGCACACUCGUGAAAAUCCAAUGUGGUCACCACUUGAUGCUAUACAACACAUUACUAUAGAUCCUAGUCAAGAAACACUUCUUAUAACAACGUUACGUAAACAACUCUACUACGUUAAACUGUUUGGACAGCACAUGAUACAGAAUCCUGAAAUAGCGUUUGCUGAACUCGGUCCAGCUAUGCACUAUGGUCGUAUAAACUCUCUCUCAAUGUGUGCUUGGAAACCAAUUUUUAUGACAUCCGGCGAACAAGACAAGAGCAUUAGAAUUUGGAAUUACAUGACUGAUGAUGUGGAAAUGAUAAAAUUAUAUCAAGAGGAAAUACAUUGUGUAUCUCUGCAUCCAACCGGAUUGUUUUCAAUAGUAGGAUUCUCAGAUAAACUUCGCUUUAUGGUGGUGCUAAUCGACGAUUUUGAAGUCAUGCGAGAGUUUCCCAUUCGUAACUGCAAACAAGCCAAAUUUAGUACGAAUGGACACCUUUUUGCGGCAGUUAAUGGACAAGUUGUACAAGUUUUUUCGUCAGUUUCAUUCCAAAACGUGUUUAAUCUCAAAGGACACAAUGGAAGGAUUACGUCUCUUGCGUGGUCUGCUAAUGAUUUAACUCUUGUUUCUUGUGGAACGGAGGGCGCUGUAUACGAAUGGAGUAUGUCAUCGGGUCAAAGAGUCGGUGAAGUUAUUUUAAAAACUAAUCAAUUUAAAGCAUGCGCAGUGAACAGCAUUGGCAAAACUACGUACGGUGUCGGUACUGAUGGGGAAAUUAAAGAGAUCGGUUCGAAUACUAUUCGGAGAAACAUUGGGCUUAUUGGAUGUGCUUUGGACACCAUUGUGUUGUCACGUUCCGAUAUGAUGCUUUUCAUUACUGGCGGUGAAGGCGGCGUAACAUCUGUGCAGUUGCCAUUAUUAGAUAAAGCUAUUUUUAACGAGUUUCACAUGCAUAAUAAGAAAGUAACAAGCAUAGCUUUGGCUUACGAUGAUCAGACACUAGUGUCGGUUGCCGAAGAUGCUUCGAUUUGUAUAUGGAGACUCACAAAUGCUGAUGGAAAGGCAAUUGCUUUGGACAAAGAUUUCGCUCAUUCAAAAGAAAUAUUGAUAAGCAAGAAGGAUUUGCAAGAGAAAAUUAAUAGUAUUAAUUUGUUGAGCACAAGAAUGAGUGAAUUGGAAACUGAACACACAUAUCAACUCCGACAAGCUGAAGCAACUCAAGCUGAAAAACUGAAAGAAGUGCAUGAAGGAUAUUGUGCUGCUAUUGAAGAAUUAAAAGAAAAGAAUGAAAAUAUGGAAAGUGAACAUACUCAUGAGAUAGGAAUGAUUCAACAAGACAUUGCUAAACUUCGAUCCGGUCACGAAAGGACACUUCAAGGAUUAGAAGCUGAUUUUAAUAUCAGACUUAUUAGUGAAUACGAUAGAUAUCAGAGUCUCGAAGAUAAAACCGCUCGAAUGAGAAAAGAUUACGAACAACGUCUCGAAGAAUUAGCUGAGAGUAAACGACAUGCUUUACGGGAAAUGAACAACAUGUUUGAAACCAGACUCGAAGAAAAAGAUUUGCUUCUGCAAGAGUUACAAGAACAAGCAGACAUGGAAAAACGUGAACAUGAAACAAUAAAAUCGUCGAUAGAGGAAGAUGCUGAUCGGGAAAUAAUAGAAAUAAAAACAGCUUACGAAGCCCAACUUAAAGAAGAGAAAGACGCAAACGUAAGGCUUAAGGGAGAGACAGGUUUAAUGAAAAAGAAACUAAUAAGUGCAAAUAAAGAAAUCGAUGAAUUCAAACAUCAAGUUACUCAACUUAAAGCCGAACACAAGCAAUUUCAAAAAGUUAUAUCUACUUUGGAGAGAGACGUAGCUGAUUUAAAGAAAGAAAUAUCUGAAAGGGAUAAUACUAUACAAGACAAGGAAAAAAGAAUAUAUGAAUUAAAAAGGAAGAAACAGGAACUAGAGAAGUACAAAUUUGUGCUUAACUUUAAGAUAACUGAACUGAAAAACCAGAUAGAUCCUUUAGAACGAGAUAUUAAAGCGAAAAAAGUACGCAUACUUGAGUUAGAGGAAUCUUUGGAAGCUCUUCUUAAACACAAAGCUUUCCGCGAACUUAAAAUUAGUCAGUUGAAUGAAAAACUAACUUCGGCCAAAAAGGAUUUUUUUAGCGAAGCCGAAAGAAAUUUGACUUUAAAGAAUACAUUGAAGAAAAUUAAAAUUGAUUUACAUAAUAUGACGGCGAAUUUUCAAGAUCCAAUGAAGCUUAAACUCAACGUUAAGGCUCUUUUCCACAAAUAUGUGGAGGAUAUAGAUUUUGUGCGUAGUCGUGUGGCUGAAGACGAAGCUAUACGCGAGUUUAACAGACAGCGGGACCAUCUCGAGAAACAGGUGGCAGCACUCAAACAACAACUUGAGAAAUCCCUUGGGGGAUCCAAAAGCGAUAUUGGCAAAAUCAUGGAUGAAAAUUGUACUUUGCUUGCGGAAAUCAACAAUCUGCGUUCGGAGUUGAAGUCUACCAGAACGAGGUGCUUUCAAAUGGAAUCUAUAUUGGGUCUGUCGGCCCGAUACAUACCGCCCGCUGUGGCGCGAGCUAAACUCAAACACGUCACUGAAGACCGAGAAAAGCUUGACGAGAAGUUCAAACAGAAAAUUGAGGAGAGGCAAGAGAUUAUCGUCGCGUUGAAGGAAGAAAAUGACCGCUUGCUGGAAAAAGUUCGUUGUGUUGACGAAGUCGAAGAUCCAUCGGAACCGGAGUCUAGUGUUACACAUAAGGGACAUCAAAAUGUGUAGCUUGAACUUGAAUUCAUUUUAAUCUUCACUUAGCAUUUAAUUAACGAUUCUAAUGUAGCAUGAAUUAUAUUUUAGAUUAUUAUAACUAAAAAUGCGAUUUGGAAAAUAGUUUUUAUUGAAUAUAAAAUUAAAAUAAACAUUUAUUUGAACAUAAA